AUGGACAAAUCAUGGAUUGCAAUGCCGCGUAAUUUGCCUGCAUAUGACAAAGGCGUUAAGAAUUUCAUUGAAUUUGCUUUCCAGCACGGUUCAGUUAAUAAUAUGAUAUUAUGUCCAUGUCCUAUCUGCGGAUUUAGUAAACGCCAAAAUCGUGCCAAUGUAUACGAUCAUUUAAUUUGCAAGCAAUUUCCUAAGGGGUAUACAAUUUGGUAUCUUCACGGAGAAUCACAUCCACAAGAAACAACUUAUGUUUCAAACAGUGCAGGAGUAGAUAUACAAAUGAAUAUCGUUGAUCAAGAUCCGAUUAGAGAUAUGGUGAACGAUGCUUUUGGAGUACAUGGACAUGUGGAAGAAGGCCUUGAUGGAUUAAAUGAAGAGGUUAGACAAAAUGAUUAUGUAACACCGAAUGCAAAUGAGCAUAGGAAUAUAGUUGAUGGGUUUUAUGAAUUAUCAAAUGAUGGUCAACAACUUCUUUAUGAUUGGUGUGGAAACUAUUCAAAACUAUCGUUUAUAUUGAAAUUGUAUCACAUCAAAUGUCUUUGUGGAUUGAGUGACAAAGCAAUGAUGAUGAUAUUAAAGUUGUUACAUGACGCAUUUCCCAACAUAAGAAUUCCACAUUCUUUCUUUGAUGCAAAGAAAACCAUUAAAAAGCUUGGAUUGUGCUAUGAGAAAAUACAUGCAUGUCCAAAUAAUUGUAUGCUUUAUGGGGGAAAUACAGAAGAUGAAGACAGACAGAUUUGUAGAGUUUGUAACACUUCCAGAUGGAAAGGUAAAAAUGGUCAUUCUAAUGAGGUAGCUGGUGGUAAGAGAGGAAGAAAGAUUCCUGCAAAAGUGGUUAGAUAUUUUCCAUUGAUACCACGAUUGCAACGGUUGUUUUUGUCUUCAAAAACGGCUAAAGAUAUGGAAUGGCACAGCUUAGAUGCAAAUAAUGAUGGGUUGAUGAGACAUCCAAGAGACUCUGAAGCAUGGAAAAAAUUUGAUUCGACAUACAGUUGGUUUGCAACAGACCCCCGAAAUGUGCGCCUUGCAUUAGCUACAUAUGGAUUUAAUCCUCACGGCAGUAUGAGUCAAAGUUAUAGCAUUUGGCCAAUUAUUCUCAUCCCAUACAACAUGCCACCAUGGGUUUGCAUGAAGCAUACAUCUUUUAUCAUUUCAACAAUAAUUCCAAGUAAACAUAUGCCUGGAAAUGAUAUAGAUGUAUACUUGCAACCUUUGAUAAGGGAGUUGAAAGAAUUAUGGUGUGAUGGCGUUGAUACAUAUGAUUCUUUCAAACAUGAAAUGUUUAAGAUGCAUGCAGCUCUGAUGUGGACAAUUAGUGACUAUCCUGGCCUAGAAAAUCUAUCUGGAUGGAAUACAUAUACAGGGCGUGCCUGUGUCCACUGCAACUAUGAUUUUGAACCUUGUCGUUUACCUCACAGUAGGAAAUGGUGUUUCAUGGGUCAUCGUCGUUUUCUUAAUAGUGGUCAUAAAUUCAGAAUGAACAAUAUCAUAUUUAAUGGAGAGCAAGAGCUACGCAGUCCUCCGCGGUUACUAUCAGGCAGAGAAAUAUUGCAACAGAUUAUUGAUAUUAAUGUCAUAUUCGGUCGGCCUGUGGAUAAUCAACACAAGGGGAAAAGAAGACGUGCAAAUACUUCUCGAGAUGAAGCACAACAACGGAAGAAGAAAAGCAUAUUUUUUGAGCUUCCGUAUUGGGAACAUAAUUUAUUGCGUCAUAAUCUAGAUGUGAUGCAUAUAGAGAAGAAUCUAUGUGAUAAUGUACUAUUCACAUUGUUAAAUGAUAGUUCUCAUUCAAAAGAUCAUCUUAAUGCUCGCAAGGAUUUGAAAGAUAUGCAUUGUAAACAAGAUCUAUGGUCAGAUGAUAAUGGAAAGUUUGCUCCAGUAUCUACACAAUGA
Molecule: messenger RNA, 1893 nt
Organism: Dioscorea cayenensis subsp. rotundata (Guinea yam)
Lineage: Eukaryota; Viridiplantae; Streptophyta; Magnoliopsida; Dioscoreales; Dioscoreaceae
Exons: 1
Coding region: 1-1893 (630 amino acids)
Source: RefSeq, a predicted model, not a curated record